Molecule: messenger RNA, 312 nt
Organism: Mollisia scopiformis
Lineage: Eukaryota; Fungi; Ascomycota; Leotiomycetes; Helotiales; Mollisiaceae
Exons: 1
Coding region: 1-312 (103 amino acids)
Biological process (GO): carbohydrate metabolic process
Molecular function (GO): hydrolase activity, hydrolyzing O-glycosyl compounds
Source: RefSeq, a predicted model, not a curated record
AUGGCUGAUGCUUUCCCUCAGGAUAGAUCCUUGCGUACAUCCGUACGGUCUACAGUGUUAGGUGAAAACUUUGUAUCAAUCGCGUUCAACGCAGACAAGGCGGCAGAUCCCAAUGCCAAGCUUUACAUCAAUGAUUAUAAUCUGGACUCUGCAACUUACGCCAAGGUCACCACAGGAAUGGUCGCUCAUGUUAAGAAAUGGAUUGCUGCCGGAAUUCCAAUUGACAGAAUUAGUUCACAGUCCCACUUGAACGCCAGACAAAGCAGUGGUACUUCUGGGGCUGCGCUUGCUGCUUCUGGUGCACUUCAAUAG